AUGGAGGGCCCAAUGACCUCACCUGAGCCCCUGACGGAAGUAGGUAAAUCCGACGCUCUUCCCCCCAUUGUUCCCACCUCACCAUCCACUCCAUUCAUCGGAGCUCCAUACAUCAUGUCUGCCAAAAAGAUUGAGCAAUGGGAGAUUGAACGAUACUGGGAGAUCUUCGUUUCGUUGUCAAAUGGCCAGAAGCACCUCAACAGCUCCCAAGCUGCCUCCGUGCUGAGGAACAGCCGGCUGCGCGAUGAUCAGCUCGAGAAGGUCUGGGAUAUUGCCGAUGUCGACGGAGAUGGAGAGCUGGACUUUGAGGAGUUCUGUGUCGCAAUGCGCCUAGUCUUCGACCUAGUCAAUGGCGAACUACAAGAGGUCCCGAAUACGUUGCCAGAUUGGCUGGUCCCAGAGUCCAAAUCACAUCUCGUGCAGGCGACUCGGGCAUUAAACAUUGGACAGGAGCAGUUUGAGCGGAUAGAAGACGAGGACGAUUCGCUCGGCCUGAAGGACGGCUUCGAUUGGUACAUGAAGCCAGAGGAUAAGAACAAGUACGCCGAGAUCUACGAUGCCAACCGGAACGCGCGCGGCCAAGUCGAAUUCCAACAACUACAACCACUCUACGAAUCGCUCGAUGUCCCCGACACUGACGUCCGCUCCGCCUGGAACCUCGUUAAUCCCUCCGCAACCCCCGCAAUCAACAAAGAUGCAACGCUCGCCUUUCUGCAUAUCCUGAACUUCCGCCACGAGGGCUUCCGCAUCCCACGUACGAUCCCCGCAUCGCUGCGCGCCUCAUUCGAAAACAAUCAAAUCGACUACCAGGUUGACAAAGCGCGACCCGCACAGCGCUACGGUGCAGAUGGCGAUACGGAAACGCGCACAGGCCGCAAGGCCAAGUUCGGCGACACCUAUCUCAGCCGUCUGGGCGUUGGCGGCAAGGGCUCGUACCAGCCUAAGGGCACGGAUUUCAGCGACACGAUCCAGGACGAGGAGUGGGAGAAGGUUCGACUGCGCCGCGAGCUAGCGGAACUGGAGACGAAACUAAACUCUGCCACCAAAGCCUCCGAAUCCAGGCGAGAUGGGCCGCGGCACGAUGGCCGGCCUAAUUGGGUUCUGAUUAAAAAGGAGGCGCUCUCGCUGCUGGAGUACAAGGAGCGGGAGUUGCGGGAGCUGCGAGAGGGUACUGGCCGUGCAAAGGACGGACAGGACUUGGAGCGGCUCCGAGAGGAUGUUAAGGCCGUCGGAGAACAAGUUGACGGCUUGAAGAGCCACAUGGCCCAACGGCAUGAUGUACUUUCAGACCUCCGCAGCCAGAUUGAAGACGAGAAAGCCCGGCGGUGA
Molecule: messenger RNA, 1329 nt
Organism: Penicillium paradoxum
Lineage: Eukaryota; Fungi; Ascomycota; Eurotiomycetes; Eurotiales; Aspergillaceae
Gene: end3
Product: cytoskeletal adaptor protein SagA
Exons: 3
Coding region: 1-1329 (442 amino acids)
Biological process (GO): endosomal transport; endocytosis; actin filament organization
Cellular component (GO): plasma membrane; cytoplasm
Molecular function (GO): calcium ion binding; protein binding
Source: RefSeq, a predicted model, not a curated record